This is a messenger RNA of Pieris macdunnoughi, 651 nucleotides long. Lineage: Eukaryota; Metazoa; Arthropoda; Insecta; Lepidoptera; Pieridae. The record is from the annotation of a GenBank genome assembly.
AUGGAUACCGAAGAUUUGGAACUAAGCGACGAAGAGGAAGAAAUAACGGCCGAUGUUGUUCUAAAAACAAUACAAAAUUUAUGGCAAAACGAACGGUUAUCUCCUGAAAUAUUACCGCACCGAAAUGACAUGGUAGAAUGUAUGUUAGGUCAGAUUCAACACAUGGAGCGUAAUAUAAACAAACUACCUAAAACUGAUCUUCGGGCUUCAAUACAUAAAAUGGAAUUAAACAGAAUAAAAUACAUAAUUUGCAACUACCUCAAAACUAGACUUGAUAAGAUAGAAAAGUACUGUAUAACAAUAGUCAAUGAUGAGAAGCAAAGAACAGAAUCAGGGACAAAUUAUUUAACACCCUCUGAGUUCAGAUAUGCACAAGAAUAUCUCCUCAGCAUAGAGCAUCAUUUAAAAGAGACUAUACUUAAUCGAGUCCCUGGGAAUAUGCAAGCUUUUGAAAUUAAUAAAAUGGCAAUAGUACCUGCUCUGCAAUCUCAUGUGUUUUUAAAAGCAAACGAAACAGUAAAUGGUAUUGUUUUAGAGGACCAUUUUGGGGAUCAAGAUGAAGAGAUUGAUUUAGAAGAGGGAUCACAACAUAUUUUGCAGUACAAAUUCAUAGCAGACUUGGUUAAAAAUGGAAAAGUUCAGUUAGUUUAA